UGUCGUCGUGAUAACGAAAUAAUAAUACUAACCUCUCCCACUCAUUUAAUUCUUUUUCUUCUUCAUCUCUCUCUCUCUUCCCCCAAAUAUCUCUCUGUCUUCUCCAAAAAAACUCCGAUUUCAUCGCUUAGGGAUUUGUCUUCCCCGAUUCUUCAGAUCUGAGAAGAAGAAAGGGAACUGUUUCUUGAUCGAUGAAGAAGAUCACAGAGGGACGAUUCCGUCUCUCUCUUCUUCUUCUACUAUUAUCUGCAGCAACUUCUUUAAUCUCAGCUAUCGACUACUCUCCCACAGAGAAGAUCUUAUUAAAUUGCGGUGGCGCUUCUGAUCUCGUCGACACUGACAACCGUACAUGGAUCUCCGAUGUCAAAUCAAAAUUCUUGUCUUCUCCCUCAGGAGACUCAAAAACAUCUCCAGCGUUAACACAAGAUCCUUCCGUUCCCGAAGUUCCUUACAUGACGGCUAGAGUUUUCCGAUCUCCUUUCACUUACACUUUCCCCGUCGCGUCAGGUCGCAAGUUCGUUCGUCUUUACUUUUACCCUAACUCUUACGAUAGCCUCAACGCUACAAACUCGCUCUUCUCCGUCUCCUCUGGUCCUUACACUCUUCUCAAAAACUUUAGCGCUGCUCAGACCGCUGAAGCGUUGACUUACGCUUUCAUCGUCAAGGAGUUUGUUGUCAACGUUGAAGGUGGGACGUUGAACAUGACGUUCACACCGGAGACGAGUCCGGCUAAUGCGUAUGCGUUUGUUAAUGGGAUUGAGGUGACUUCGAUGCCUGAUAUUUAUAGUAGUACUGAUGGGACUUUGUCUAUGGUGGGAUCAUCUGGUGCUGUUACUAUUGAUAACAGUACUGCUCUUGAGAAUGUUUAUAGGCUCAACGUUGGAGGGAAUGAUAUCUCUCCUUCUGCUGAUACGGGUUUGUUCAGGUCUUGGUAUGAUGAUCAGCCUUAUAUCUUUGGUGCAGGCCUUGGGAUUCCUGAGACUGCUGAUCCCAACAUGACCAUUAAGUACCCUACAGGGACUCCUACUUAUGUUGCUCCUGUGGAUGUUUAUUCAACAGCAAGGUCUAUGGGUCCAACUGCUCAGAUUAAUCAAAACUAUAAUCUCACUUGGAUUUUUAGUAUUGACUCUGGGUUUAGUUACCUAGUCAGGCUUCAUUUCUGUGAGGUUUCUCCCAACAUCACUAAGAUCAACCAACGUGUGUUUGUAAUCUACCUCAACAAUCAAACAGCUGAGCCUGAAGCUGAUGUUGCUGGCUGGACGUCAGGUAACGGGAUUCCGUAUCAUAAAGAUUACGUGGUGAAUCCUCCUGAUGGGAAGGGACAGCAAGAUCUGUGGCUUGCUCUUCAUCCAAACACGAUUAACAAGCCUGAGUAUUAUGAUGCUAUUCUUAAUGGACUUGAGAUAUUCAAGAUGAAUACCUCUGAUGGUAAUCUUGCAGGUCCUAAUCCUAUACCUGGUCCGCAGGUGACUGCUGAUCCUUCUAAAGUCCUACCCGCGCGUUCUAAGAAAUCAAAGAGCCAUACGGCUGUUGUUGCUGGUGCAGCCAGUGGUGCGCUUGUUCUGGCACUUAUCAUUGGUUUCUGUGUCUUUGGUGCUUACCGUAGACGUAAGAGUGGUGAUUACCAGCCUGCUNUGUCUCCUGCGUGCCUAAAAGCAGAAUAA
Messenger RNA from Camelina sativa (false flax), 1664 nucleotides. NCBI's taxonomy places the organism in Eukaryota, Viridiplantae, Streptophyta, Magnoliopsida, Brassicales, Brassicaceae. The record is from RefSeq and is a predicted model, not a curated record.